This is a messenger RNA of Malaya genurostris, 3672 nucleotides long. RefSeq names its product coiled-coil domain-containing protein 6. The transcript is spliced from 5 exons. Bases 146 to 1501 code for a protein of 451 amino acids. NCBI's taxonomy places the organism in Eukaryota, Metazoa, Arthropoda, Insecta, Diptera, Culicidae. The record is from RefSeq and is a predicted model, not a curated record.
CAUCUGCUUUUCAAGCAGCUUCUACGAAGUGGUCUAUCGUCGUAAUUUUCGCUUUUGCAAAGUACUCGUCGCAAUAAAAACAGCAAAAUUUGCAUUGAAUUUCGUUCUUCGGGUGCCGAAUAUUGUGAACUGUGAAAAUCUGACAAUGGACAGCCCAUGUGAGUCUGAAAGCUCACUGGACGGUGGAGCCAUGCUACCACCGAGUCCGGUCUCCCGGGAGCAACUACAGAAGCGUAUAGAAAGCUUAACGCAACAGAACAAGGUCCUAAAAGUGGAACUUGAAACUUACAAAAUUCGCGUUAAGGUUAUCCAAGAGGAGAAUCGUUCUCUACGACAAGCAUCUGUUAUUAUUCAAGCAAAAGCCGAACAAGAGGAAGAAUAUAUCUCCAAUACGUUGCUGAAAAAGAUCCAGGCCCUUAAGAAGGAGAAAGAAUCGCUCGCUCAUCACUAUGAACGCGAAGAAGAGUGUCUAACCAAUGAUCUUUCGCGCAAGCUGGAUCAGUUGCGCCAGGAAAAGUGCAAACUUGAACUGACACUCGAACAAGAGCAGGAAUGUUUGGUUAACAAGUUGAUGAGAAAAAUUGAAAAACUUGAGGCGGAAACGUCAGCCAAACAAAAUCACUUAGAACAGUUACGCCGCGAAAUGGUUGAGCUGGAGAACACAUUGGAACAAGAGCAAGAAGCUUUAGUAAACAAGUUGUGGAAGCGUAUGGACAAAUUGGAAGCGGAGAAACGAUCACUGCAAAUCAAACUUGAUCAGCCUGUGUCGGAUCCAACUAGUCCUAAGGAAAUUAAUCAUCGUAAUGAAAACGGCAACGAUACUGCCUCGCAACUGACAGCGCACAUUCAAAAUCUACGCUCGGAAGUAGAUCAGCUACGGGGUAAUUUGGCUGCUGCAGAAAAGGAAAGCAAGGAGAAAUCUCAACAAUUUGCUCAGGAAGAAAAAUGCAUUCGAGACGAAAAUAAGCGCCUACAACGGAAAUUACAACAAGAAGUGGAACGUCGUGAAGCUCUCUCUCGGCAUUUAUCAGAGUCGGAGUCUUCGCUGGAAUUCGAAGAGGAACGCUUGUUCAACGAGAGUGUUUCGGCAUUUGGUGGUGCCGGUAGCAGCGGUAAUCGACCGCUCAGUCCCGGUGCCUUGACAAGGUGUCACGCAUGCGGUCAAUUAGUUACUCGUCGAACCAGCGAACGGUUCAUCAAGCCAGCGAUUCCAAUAGGUCUCAAUACAUCUGCACCGAACGUCUUGCAUCAUCACAACAGCAUGGGUGCUCACUGCCAUCCCGCUGGAGGAAGCACCGGAAGUGGUACCAGCAGUGGACAUUUCCCGAUGCUGUCCACCGGUGCUGGAGGUGGAGGUGGCAAUGCUGCUACCAAUACCUCACUGAACAGUAGCAUUUCGUCAUCCUCAACAUACAACACGAGCAGUAAUAUUUCCUUCAGCGGAAAUUCGUCCUUUGUGCAGCCGGCCAGUCCAAUGGAUACCUCAAUGUGUAAGGACUAAGCGCGUACAAUUUACUCUGUAAUCAAAUCGGGCACGAUACACCUUCUCUAACAGCAUUGUUUUGAUUACAGAAAAAAACCAUACAUUAAUAGCAAGUCAACACGUAUGAAUCGAUAAAGAGCUGAAUGAAUGCCCUUAUUGUUACUGAUUUACUAUUUCUUAUAUCUAUUAUUUACGAAUUAGUCAUUUAUGAAUAUAUUUUGUGAAACAAAAUUCAACAAUUCAAGUGCGCAGCGUUGUGCAGUGCACCGGAAAACGAAGUUGGUGCGUUGCAAUUUGUUCGACACAAGGCGAGCUUAGGGUGAUAGUGUGUUAGGAUAAAUCUCAUAAACAUUGAACUUAUUUUGGAUAGAAUUACACCAGAAAACAAAUUAAUUAGAAUGAAGCUCAAAGUCACGUCCUUAUACUGGUGUUUCGAGCCACUUGGUUGAAUGCUAUUGACAACGAACAAAGUGAGUUUUAGUCGUUCUCGGGAAGCUUGAUUCUACAACGAUGUGUUCAUCAUCUAAUUUAUCUGACUUUAUAAAAGGAUCAACCGUACGCGAAGAAUUAUCGAAAUAAGAGAAUAUUGUAGAAUGUGUCUGCAAUAAUAUUCAACCAACUGGAAUGAUGAAUCCACAUGCGUAAUGGUUCAGGUUAGAAAAAACAUUUAUUGCUAAGCAAUCUAUCAAUUUCGUUACACAGUGGAAAUAGUCCUAACACACGCUGGGUGUUAUAAAGACAAUUUAUAUUUGAUUUAUCGUCGAUGAAUGUCGUACUAUACAAUAAAAGCGCAGUAAAGCUACAGCAUGAAUAUAUAUUAUCUAAUACUAGAGGAAUUUUAAAAUGUUACUAGUUAUCGUAACAGGAUAAUGAAUGUGCUGCUCAGAGAUGGAAAUAUUCGAGGUGUUUAGAGUAAGGAAGGCUACAUUGGUUGCAGGAAGAAUGCGGUAACUUAACGAAAGCUUAAAUCCACUUGCAGGUAGCGCUACGAAGUACUAAUUCUGCAGUAGUCGAACCAGGAGAGUACUUAUUAAUACACAUACAUGUACACAGCACCUGCUUCUUUCAUCGUAUCUGAAACAUUAAAUGAUCAUAAGAACACUCCCAUCCGCUCAUGCUAUUCAAAGCUGUAAGUAUAAGGAAUGCAAGAAGAAGCAUCGUUUAUAACUGAUCAUACCCAACUUUAACAAUACCACAAUUGACUACUUCGAAACAAAACAAUCGAACUAAACAACAACAAAAACAAGAACACUGCAUAAUUGUUAAAUUAUCGAAAUACAACAGAACACACGUACGGAUUGCCAACGUAUCCUAGAUGCAGCCAGCGCUAGCAAGCAAGUGUAGGAUUUACAGUCAGAUAGAUAGCUUGAAAAUAGUAUGAAAACUGUUUUCUCUUUCACUCUCUCCUAUGCGUUACUAAAUACCUAGAGAACUGAUGAAAUGAUUAUUAACUCAAAACACGAUACUGAAACUCAAAUGUUAUCCUAUUUUACUUCACAUUCGGCUAUACGAGUAAAUGUACAUCAAAUAGGUAACGGUGCCGUAAACGUACUGAAUCUAACGUUCGAUUGCUUUAUACAAAUCAUAGCAAAGCGUGAAAGAGAUUCCCAACAAUAUAUUUUGUGUAAAUUUGCUAUAUCAUUUUAUUAUAAAAGUUUUACAUUAAUAACCAUAAGCUGUGGACUAUUAGCCAUCUGCACCCAAGCACUUGAUCAAAGAUGAUACACGAAACGGCUAUUUCAGGAAAUAUUUUCAGAUUUCAUCCGAUUGCGCAUCCUAACGUUGAUAAUUUAAGUUUAUUUGCUUGAUGCGUAAGACGUUACGAGUGUGUCGCGUAAACAGUGAACUGAUUUUCUUGUUCGUUCAUAAUCAUCCUUCGAUGUAACCUUUGGCGUCAGUAUGAAAUUUCAGUUCGAACUGGCAAGCUGAUAAAAAUAAGAAAAUUCCAGUGUAUUUUAACAUAAUGUUCGAUCACAAUCGCAACGAAAAAAAAUAGUUGAGCGAACUGUCUUUUCACAUGAGACUCAAAUAUUUGCCUGUCAGCUUACGCGCUAUAUCUAUUACUAUUAUAAUUUUUACGAUACAGGAUCUUUGAUGAAUAAAUAAUCGUAAUAAACGUUAUAAUUGAAUGUUGCGUCGAAAAUAAAUGCAGUAGAGAAAUUUUCUCACCCACCGUUGGGACAAAAUAA